ACUGAAAACAAAGACAGCAAAGACAAAAGAACAAGCACAAGAACGGCGUGCUUGUAAUAAUGUAAAUUUUCAAAUAAGCUAAGUUUGUGUAUAUUUUCAUCAUUAAAACGUCGUGUAAAUUAAAAUUCAUCCUAAUUAUAAUUAAUAAACUACGUUAAAAAAAAACCCCGGAAAUUUCAAGAAUUCUCAAGCAAAGUAAAUCUGUAAAAAUUCAAAUUUUAACCAAUUCUAAUACGUAAUUAUACAAUAAAGUUCAGUUUUGUUUUAAGUCCCGUAAAAACCACUGUGUAAAAUAUUAUUCAUAAUUUUUGUGUAAAUUUAUGUAAAAAACAACCUACCACGACAACCAAACCAAAACCAAGAAAUUAAUAAUUUUUUUGAGCUAAAGUGAAUGGAAGAAAAAUCUCCCCAAAAUCCUGUAAAUUAAUGUUAAAUAUAUUAAGAAUAAAGUGCGGUUUCUCUACGACAACAAACAAGUGAAAAUUUGAAGAGAAAAUUAAGCCAAUUAAACAAAACAACCAUUUGUGAAUAGUUCGAUUCCCGAGUUCAAAACGCGUGUGACGUUGUGAAAAAUUUUGAAAAAAGGAAGCUAUCCUUAUGGUGAUUUCGAUAUAAAUCAAAAAGUGUAGCUAUAUAACCCAGUUGGCAAUACGCGCAAAAUUGUCAGCUGCGAUAGCUAAGAAAAGCCGUCAAAAUUGAGCUCCUAACCGCGCCCACAAUCGCCAUAUCGACGCCUUCGCCGCAGCAGCAACAUCAGCAGCAGCAGCAGCAAACGCUCUACCAGCAACAUCAACAACAGCAGCAGCAACAUUACGGUCCGCCACCGCCCUAUUUUCAACAGCUUCAUCAGCAACAGCAGCAGCAACACCAGCACAACCAGCAGCAACAUAUGAAGUUUUUGGGUGGCAACGAUGAUCGCAAUGGCCGCGGAGGCGUCGGCGUUGGCGCCGGCACGGAUGCCAUUGUGGUAGGAUCUCGCGGUGGCGUAUCCCAGGAUGCUGCCGAUGCAGCCGGUGCUGCCGCAGCCGCUGCCGUUGGCUAUGUCUUCCAGCAACGUCCCUCCCCGGGAGCAGUGGGCGUCGGCGGUGUAGGUGGCGGCCAGGGAGUGCCUGGUGUUGGAGCCGUCGGUUCGACCUUGCACGAGGCCGCCGCCGCCGAAUAUGCUGCCCACUUUGCCCAGAAACAACAGCAGACGCGCUGGGCUUGCGGCGACGAUGGUCAUGGCAUGGAUAACCCGGACAAAUGGAAAUACAAUCCGCCAAUGAAUCCGGCAAAUGCAGCUCCUGGCGGACCGCCUGGUAGUGGCAGCAAUGGUGGCCCCGGGGCCAUUGGAACCAUUGGCAUGGGCAGCGGAUUGGGAAGCAUGGGCGGUGGUGGCGGUGCUGGAGGCGGUAAUAACGGUGGCUCCGGCACAAACGGUGGACUCCAUCAUCCAUCGAUGGCAGCAGCCGCUGCUAAUAUGGCCGCUAUGCAGCAGGCCGCUGCGGUAGCCAAGCACAAUCACAUGAUGUCACAGGCAGCGGCAGCCGUUGCAGCCCAGCAGCAUCAACACCAGCAACAACCGCCGCAUCCACAGCAGCAACAGCAGCAGCAGGUCCAGAACCAGGGUCAUCCACAUCACAUGAUGGGCGGCGGCAAUGGUAUGGGCAAUGGCAACGGCCUGGGCAUCCAGCAUCCCGGCCAGCAGCAACAGCAACAACAGCAGCAACAGCAUCCCGGGCAGUACAACUCGAAUCUGCUCAGCCAUGCCGCUGCCAUGGGUCACAUGUCAUCCUAUGCCCAGUCGGGUGGAAAUAUGUACGAUCAUCAUGGUGGGGGUAUGCACCCCGGAAUGAAUGGAGGAAUGCCAAAGCCACCGCUAGGACCACCUCCUGGAGCCGGAGGACCGCAGGACUAUGUAUACAUGGGCGGCCAGACGACGGUGCCGAUGGGUGCGGCAAUGAUGCCGCCACAGAAUCAGUAUAUGAACAGCUCUGUCGUGGCGGCUGCCAAUCGGAAUGCAGCGAUCACAACAUCCACUGCCAAGAAGCUGUGGGAGAAGUCCGAUGGCAAGGGCGUCACCUCGGGCACUUCCGGUGGUCCCCUCAACCCGUUGCAGAUUCCUGGCAUUGGGGAUCCCUCGUCGGUAUGGAAGGAUCACACCUGGUCCACCCAGGGCGAAAAUAUCCUGGCCCCGCCUCCAUCGAGAGCCUAUGCCGCCCAUGGUGGUGCCUCCGAUACUUCAAACAGCGGAAAUGCGGGCAUUUUGAGUCCCCGCGAUUCCCAAUGUGCUAAGAUGGUGGAAUACGUUUUGGGUGGUUCGCCCACCAACAAGGAGAGCCCUCUUUCCGGUUUAGAGCCGCGUCUGCGUAAUCUCAAAUUUGAUGACAACGAUAAGUCACACGAUGACAAGGAAAAGGCCAACUCUCCGUUCGACACAAACGGUUUGAAGAAGGACGAUCAGGUCACAAACACUAAUGGUGUUGUCAAUGGCAUUGACGAUGACAAGGGCUUUAAUCGUACCCCUGGCUCUCGUCAACCCUCACCUGCCGAGGAAACACUGCCUCGUCCCCCCAACUUGCUAUUCCCCCUGCCACCGCCCUUCAACCACAUGCUGAUGGACCAUGGUCAAGGCAUGGGCGGCGGCUUGGGUGGAGUUGUGGGCUCUGGCAAUGGGGUUGGCGGAGGCGGAGGUGGUGGCGGCGGUGCAUAUGCGGCUCACCAACAAAUGGCCGCACAGAUGAGUCAGUUGCAGCCGCCGAUGAUGAACGGCGUGGGCGGCGGUAUGCCAAUGGCAGCUCAGUCUCCGAUGUUGAAUCACCAGGCAGCUGGACCCAAUCAUAUGGAAUCUCCCGGAAAUCUAUUGCAGCAGCAAAAUUUUGAUGUUCAGGUAAGUGACGAUGUGCUUUCGCUUGCUUUUAACCACAAUCAACAACUGUUCCGCUCGCAGAAUCCUGGCCUUGCUGCAGUUGCCACAAAUGCGGCAGCGGUGGCAGCAGCCGCAGCAGCGGCCACAUCCGCAGCAAGUGCAGCGGCAGCUGUUGGCGCUCCCCCCGUUCCUGGUGCACCCAACGGGACCCUGCAACAGUCGCAGCAGCAGCAGCAGCAGCAACAACAACAAAUGCAAAUGGCAGCAGCCUCGCAGCAGUUCCUGGCCGCACAGCAGCAGGCGCAGCAGAAUGCCGCCUACGCAGCCCAACAGGCCACGCCCUACGUCAUCAAUCCGGGCCAGGAGGCUGCCCCGUACAUGGGCAUGAUUGCCGCUGCCCAGAUGCCGCAAUACUAUGGCGUGGCGCCCUGGGGCAUGUAUCCGGGCAAUCUGAUCCCGCAGCAGGGAACGCAGCCGCGACGCCCCCUCACACCCUCGCAGCAGGGUGCCGAGAAUCAGCCCUACCAGGUGAUUCCGGCCUUCCUCGAUCACACAGGCUCCUUGCUGAUGGGAGGACCCCGCACCGGUACACCCAUGCGCCUGGUCAGCCCCGCCCCCGUUCUUGUACCGCCGGGCGCCGCCCGUGCCGGUCCCCCGCCCCCUCAGGGACCGCAGCUAUAUCAACCACAGCCGCAGACGGCCCAGCAGAAUCUCUACUCGCAACAGAACGGUUCCAGUGUCGGAGGCCUCGCCCUGAACACGAGCUCGCUGUCGGGUCGCCGCGACUCCUUUGACCGCAGCACCUCCGCCUUCAGUCCCUCGGCAAUGGACUACACCAGCAGCGGCGUGGCGGCGGCCAGUGCGGUGAAUAGCUCAGUGGCCCAGGCAGCAGCAGCUGCUGCAGCCGCAGCCGCCGCAGCAGCACGUGGCAAGUGGCCAGGAGCAAUGUCGGGAGCGGCAGGCGGAGCUUAUGGUGCCCUCGGUGCGGGAACAGGCAAUGCCUCGGCCAGUCCGUUGGGCGCACCACUCACACCGCCACCGUCGGCACAGUCCUGCCUGCUGGGCAGUCGAGCUCCGGGCGCCGAGUCCCGCCAGCGACAGCAGCAGCAACAGCAACAGCAGCAGCAAUUAGCCGCCGCCGUGGGAUUGCCGGCAACGGCAGCAGCUGCCCAGGCAGCGGUGGCCGCGGCUGCCAACAACAUGUUUGGGUCCAACAGCUCGCUCUUCUCGAAUCACCUGGCUAUACCGGGUACCGCAGCCGUGGCAGCAGCAGCGGCAGCAGCUGCGGCCGCCAAUUCCCGACAAGUGGCCGCCACGGCGGCCGCAGCAGCGGCAGCGGUGGCUGCAGCUGGCGGCGGAGUCGGAGGUGCCCCCCAGCCGGGGCGAUCGCGGCUACUCGAGGACUUCCGCAACCAGCGGUAUCCCAAUCUCCAGCUGCGCGAUCUCGUCAACCACAUUGUGGAGUUCUCGCAAGAUCAGCAUGGCUCCCGGUUCAUCCAGCAGAAGCUGGAGCGGGCCACGGCCGCCGAAAAGCAAAUGGUAUUCAGCGAGAUUCUGGGCGCAGCCUACAGCCUGAUGACCGAUGUCUUUGGCAACUAUGUCAUCCAGAAGUUCUUUGAGUUUGGCACUCCCGAGCAGAAGAACACGCUGGGCAUGCAGGUCAAGGGUCAUGUGCUGCAGCUGGCGCUGCAGAUGUACGGCUGUCGGGUGAUCCAGAAGGCGCUGGAGAGCAUCUCGCCGGAGCAGCAGCAGGAGAUUGUGCACGAGCUGGACGGGCAUGUCCUAAAGUGCGUCAAGGACCAGAACGGCAAUCAUGUCGUGCAGAAGUGCAUCGAGUGCGUGGACCCAGUGGCCCUGCAGUUCAUCAUCAAUGCCUUCAAGGGUCAGGUUUACUCGCUGAGCACUCAUCCAUAUGGCUGCCGGGUGAUCCAAAGGAUUCUCGAGCACUGCACUGCCGAGCAAACGACGCCUAUUUUGGAUGAGCUGCACGAGCAUACGGAGCAGUUGAUACAGGACCAGUAUGGCAACUAUGUUAUUCAGCAUGUGUUGGAGCACGGCAAGCAGGAGGAUAAGUCCAUUCUGAUCAACAGCGUGCGUGGCAAGGUCCUGGUUCUUUCCCAGCACAAGUUCGCCUCGAAUGUGGUGGAGAAGUGCGUGACCCAUGCCACUCGAGGAGAACGCACAGGCCUGAUUGACGAGGUCUGCACCUUCAAUGACAACGCCUUGCACGUGAUGAUGAAGGAUCAGUAUGCCAACUAUGUGGUCCAAAAGAUGAUCGAUGUCUCGGAGCCCACGCAACUGAAAAAGCUAAUGACCAAGAUCCGGCCACACAUGGCCGCCUUGCGCAAGUACACCUACGGCAAGCACAUCAAUGCCAAGUUGGAGAAGUACUACAUGAAGAUCACCAAUCCCAUUUCCGUGGGCACCACGGGAGCAGCUGCAGCAGGUGCCACAGGAGCCACCGGAGCAGUGCCCGCCGCCUCCUCGUCAUCGGUGUCGACUGCAGCAACUGUCAGCGCGGCAGCAGCAACCACGGCCUGCACCAGCGGCAGCAGCACCACAACCACCAGCACCACCAACAGCCUGGCUUCGCCCACCAUCUGCUCGGUGCAGGAGAACGGAACUGGCAGCGCCAUGAUCGUAGAGCCCUCUUCACCCACCGCCUCCGAGUCCUCAUCCUCGGUGGUCUCGGCGGCCGUCAACAGCGGCUUGGGUCCCAUAGGACCCCCAACCACGGCCAACGGUGUGCUGUAAGGGGACGGGGAAAGAGUGGUAGUCAAGGGAUGCCUUGGGGGCAUCCUUCUCGAAUGUCAGACUAGGUUUUAGGGGCUAAACAGAGCUGAAAAAGCAUACCACAAACCAGAGUACAUAUAAUAAUAAUUUUAAUUUAUUGAAACAAGCAGCGAGGGAGGGAGAUUUGCUCUCGGAGAUUUGUAAAGAGAAACAAGAGAAACACACUCACACGCCAAGCUAAGGAAACAAAAAGAAAAGCUAGCAACUGAAACUAAAAAACAAAUUUGUAUUUUUACGAACAAAAAGUAAUAACAACACACUCACAAAAAAAAAACACACGAAAGAAGAUUUCCAAAAAUAUUUGUACACUGCGCUCGCAUGUUUACUUUGUAAAAAACAAAAAGAAAUCAAAGAUAAAAUGUUUAAAAAAGAAGAAAAAACACAAAACGAUCGUAAAUGUAAAGAAAAAAUGUCGAAAUGUCAGAGAAACCAAUUUGUCUGCGUACAUUUUCGUUGUAACUUUGUAUAAAUUAAAGAUUAUAUAGCAAGUCUAUUUGUAAAUGAUUCAAGUUUCGACUGUAAAUUGAUAAGGAGGAGACGAAGGAGAAGAAGCGAAGAACGGAGGAGAAUGUAGAAUCUAAAAGAGCGAUGGAGAGCGGGCGCCUAGAGAGUUACACAGAGAGAAACCAUUUCAAAUAUAUAACAAAACAAAAAAAAAACGAAGAAUAAAACAGCGCGAGCCACACUUAGUGUAGAUUGUAGAUUAAUUCUGUUUAUGGAGCCAGCAGCUGCUACCAAAAACAACAACAGAGAAAGUACGAGAAACGGAAACAAAACACACACGAGACACGCCCCCUCACACACACUCUUCAUACACUUCAGCCCCCCAUUCACGUUGCACUAUGUAAAAAUUUGUGUAUAAACCAUGUAAACCAUGUAAUAUUUUCAAAACUGUUCUUUGUAAAAUGUAUACAUAUUUUAUUUUGUAAAUUUCUUUUUUUGUUUUAAGUCGCAAGUAACUCAUACAAACACACAUAUUCUAUAUUCUGUAUACCCCGCACGCAUGUAAUUUAUAAUUUUUUUUAAGCAUAUUACCAUUACCUGGCAUCCAGGGCCCCAGGAUCUUAGUCCUGUGCUCCAGAUAGCCGGUAAAGAAAACCAUUUGUUAGCCAAGUAAGAACUGAUUACCGAAACUAUGAUUUGGUUAUCCGAACUAUAAAUGAUUUUUACCCGAAAAGUGAAACAGAGAGAAAAAAACAACCUCAAAUAAAAGCAAAAUUCAAUAAAACCCAAAAAA
Drosophila kikkawai is the source of this 6878-nucleotide messenger RNA. NCBI's taxonomy places the organism in Eukaryota, Metazoa, Arthropoda, Insecta, Diptera, Drosophilidae. The record is from RefSeq and is a predicted model, not a curated record.